AUGUACCAGCUGUUACCAAUACGGUACACAACUCGCUUACUUUCCCGUCGUGACGAAAAAGUCCUUAUUUUAUUUAUUCAAGAUCAAUACUGUCUGCGGAAGAAGCCACAUACGGCGUUCAGUUUUUUUUUUCUUUUCUUUUCUUUUUAUCCCCUCGCCCGUGUCCUUCCCUUGACUCCAAUUUAUAUUUCUUUCAUUACACCAAUUCGGGGUGGGGUGGAGGGGACUCUCCCUCCCGCCCUACCUAAGCUCCUUUCUCUUCAGUUGUUUUCGGCUUCCUCGCUUCCAAUACCAUUGGCCAGUCCUUUCCGACUAACAUUAUUAUUGCUGCUUUAUUUUAUUCAUCUUAUUUUUGUUUUCUUUAAUUUGAUUUGCUGUUCUGUCACCUUUUCGCACUACUGGCGCCGCGCCAUAACGAUCAAGCCAGACGUACAUCUAGUCUUCUUUCUUUCUUUCUUUCUUUCUGUAUCAUUUAAAUUUUCUUCCCUCUUUUUCUUUCUUCUUUCUUUCUUUCUUUCUUUCUUCUUUCUUUCUUUCUUUCUUCUUUCUUUCGUUUUUCUUUCUUUCUUUUUUCCUUCUCUUACUGGAUCAGUGCCUGUGAAGCCGGAAGGUAAGUCAUUCAAAUUUUUUUAUCUAUCUAUCUAUCUAUCUAUCUAUCUAUCUAUCUAUCUAUCUAUCUAUCUAUCUAUCUAUCAAUCUAAAUAA
This is a messenger RNA of Acanthosepion pharaonis, 705 nucleotides long. The record is from the annotation of a GenBank genome assembly. NCBI's taxonomy places the organism in Eukaryota, Metazoa, Mollusca, Cephalopoda, Sepiida, Sepiidae.